This is a messenger RNA of Zootermopsis nevadensis, 2587 nucleotides long. RefSeq lists its product as uncharacterized. NCBI's taxonomy places the organism in Eukaryota, Metazoa, Arthropoda, Insecta, Blattodea, Termopsidae. Gene Ontology annotation, cellular component: membrane. Gene Ontology annotation, molecular function: ligand-gated monoatomic ion channel activity. The record is from RefSeq and is a predicted model, not a curated record.
UCUCCUGUCUCGGCUAUCAGUGGAGAAACAAAUUGAUUCUUCAGUCAUGAAACAAGUGAGAAACAUUACAGCUGCCCUAACGUCUUCGGGCAUUGGUAUAUAAUUUUUGAUGUUACAUAUCAUCUUCAGACAGAAUAUGGAUUUUAUUUUCUAACUGCCUGCAGAUAGGUUUUGACAAGAUUAAACAUGUAUAAUAGCCACGCUUUGUUUCAAGUAAAUAGAUAAACGCAGGAAUCACGAUUCACGAAACGCCUAUUAGAUUUCGUAUUAUAAUUUUAUAAUAAUUACGUGAUAUUUUAUCCCUUCUGACAUCUUGUAGGAUAUGACGAUUUUUAGUUCUAAACGCCGAAUUGUGCUAGACCACAUUUCAUUUUACGAAAUGGUUUUACAUAAAUGUCCAUCAAAACCGCACUGCUUCAUGCAAAAAUUCUGGUCACUGCUGCUAAUAUGGAUGGCAGAUCUACACGAAGCAACACAAGUCAACCAGCAGAUUCAUCUUCUGGCAGACUGUGUCCUAAGGAUCAGUGUACAGUACUUCAGUCCUGGACGAACUGUGGUAGUUUCGUCUGCAUUUAACCACGAAAAUCGGACGUUUCAAGUCACUGAAACCCUAGUCGACAUUGAAGACAUCGUGAUGGAGGGUUUGAAUCUUAUUGGUCUCUGGCCAAUUGCUGUAUAUCGUCCUGCGGAGGAUAUAAUUGAACAUAAUCCUGAUAUCUGGGACAAUACAAACGACGAAAAACACUUCAGUUAUAUCCUGAUCCUGAGAUGCCACGAAGGAGGUUGGAAAAAUGUGUUGGAUUACAUGACGAAGAUGAUCAUGCAGUUGAAGACUUCACCUGCAUGGAAUUCCAGAGGGAAAUUUGUGGUAGUGGCUACUCAUUGCGUUUCAAGUAAUGUACAGAAUGAGCUGAAGAAGAUAUUGGAACACCUUUGGGACUUCAAUAUAUUUAAUGUCAUCACACUGUACCCUUCAGCGCAAGAAACUGUUGAAAUAUUCACGUGGUUUCCUUACCAGUUUCCGUCUGCUCGAUGUGGAAGGCUUUUGAAUGUUGUUCAUCUUGAUACUUGGGUCAGGGAACAAGAUACAGGGAUCUUCCAACGCAAUUUAACACUGUUUACAAAUGGUAUGCUACGUGAUCUGCAAGGAUGUGUCUUUAGGGCAUCAACAAUUAACUUUCAACCGUACGUAAUUUGUAAUGAAAAUGCGACCGUCGAAGGAGGCAUCGAUGUUGAAGUCCUGAGAGCAGUAACUAAGAAGCUAAAUGCGUCUCUGAAGUUCCGAGUAAUUUUAGAGAAAGAGAGAAAGGGGCAGAUACUGUCAAAUGGAACAUGGACUGGGUUAAAAGGUGACUUGAAGUACGACAAAGCAGAUAUUAUAAUAGGAUCAUUUCUUAGUAAUUUUGACGAUCAUGUCGAAUUUGACGAUACAAAUACUUAUCAUACUGGUAGAUUUACGUGGAUCGUAGCUCGCGCAAGACCGUAUCCUCAAUGGUUAAGUAUGGGCAGAGUUUUUACACUCACGGCAUGGCUACUAGUCUUAGCAUUUGUUUUUAUUGUGGGACUUCUCAUGAGGUACUUAUCAAAGUCCACGUAUUAUAAAACAAAUGGUGAAUGGGGUAUUUCAAAAUGCAUUCUGAGCGCAUGGGCUACAUUGCUUCAAGCAGGAAUUCCCAAAAUGCCUCGUAAUAGUACCCUACGUGUCUUGUUUAUUUUCUGGGUGGCCUAUUCGUUGGCUAUGAACACUGUAUUCCAAGCAUUCUUUACAAGUUAUGAAGUAGACCCUGGUCUACAGCACCAGAUUGAUAAUAUUGAUGAAUUAUUUAACGAACCGACAGUUUAUGCAUUUUCUUCACCAUUGGAUCGAUUUUUUACAAAUGAUAUGUUAAAGCGGUUGACACCGAGAAUUCGAUGUGAGCCCAUAAGGUGCCUAGCAUAUGUGGCGACGGUUUAUAAUGCCACUACAUUUGUUUCGAGAGUCCUCGUAGGGUACCAUCGUGAAGAACAGAUUAAACAAGAAAAACGACAUGAUGUGCAUCCUUUUCGGGAGGAUUCCUUCCAGAUACACUCAAUAAUGUUGAUGCAGAAAGGAAGUCCUUUUCUUCUAUACGUGAACGAAAUUAUCAGAAGAAUUGUUGAAGCUGGUCUAUCUGAUUACUGGAAAGAAGCCAUAUUGGAAGACAGACGAAUAAAGGCAGGGGUUCUAGCACUAAAAUCCUUAAAAGAUGCAUAUGUCGAAAUGAAUUUGUCUCACAUGCAAGGGGCAUUCAUCUUUCUUCUCAUAGGAACUGGAUUUUCAUUCACAGCUUUUCUUGCUGAGAUUCUGUUUGAGAUGUUUUUCACCAAGUUUCGUAUAAAUAAUUGUAAACUUCAUUAGCAGUAAUUAAAGUUGAAUCAAAUCUUUUUAAAACUGUGUUCAUAUUUCAUGUUCAUAGUACCGAAGUACCAUUGAAAUGCAAAAUAAUCAAUAGCUAAUUUAAAUUUCAAUAGAAGUCGUGACAUAUGAAGAUUUUGGUCUUUUGUAUCUGUGGUGAAAGGUUUCCUUGGAAAGCGAAAGGAAGGAAACUACCAGCUUCUAGUGGAGAAU